Molecule: messenger RNA, 2712 nt
Organism: Lynx canadensis (Canada lynx)
Lineage: Eukaryota; Metazoa; Chordata; Mammalia; Carnivora; Felidae
Gene: TNFRSF9
Product: TNF receptor superfamily member 9
Exons: 8
Coding region: 747-1538 (263 amino acids)
Biological process (GO): negative regulation of cell population proliferation; apoptotic process
Cellular component (GO): external side of plasma membrane
Molecular function (GO): cytokine binding; signaling receptor activity
Source: RefSeq, a predicted model, not a curated record
GGACGCCAGCGGGCGCGCGGGGUCACAGAGGGCUCCACGGUGGCUUUGGGGGAGGAUCUGCGGAGCCCGGCGUCGGAAUCGAGGCUGUGCCGCGCUCGCCUCGUUUGCUCUCACGUCUCGCCGGGUCUUGGUGGGAAACACUGCUCUGCUCUUAACUGGCAUCUUGCUGCUGGAAGAGACAGUAGGGUCUGAUUGGGGCUUCGGUACUGGGUUAUCAAAAGCGUUCAAACACCCCCCGUUUGUAAGACGUGAAUAGGAAUGCCCGCCCUUAGUUUGGUGAGGACCUAGUGAGGUCUUACGUAAAGAAAGAGCUCAGAGGAAUUGAAACGUGGCUGGUCCCUGCGGCGGUGCUUUAGUCCUGUUCUGCUGCAGUGUUUGCAGAUUCCAGUGAUCUUGGGAUCACGGGGAUCCGGGAGCCACGCCGACGUUUCUCUCACUGGUCAAAGUGAUCAGCUACUCCUCCCAGCAGUACACGUGUGACUCUAGCAGAACCUUCUGACUCCUUGCUCCUGCCCUUUGACUGCAUCCUGUAUCCCUUUCUUUUCUCUAGCCCACUUAGUGCACGUGGGGGCACCCACGGUGAAAACAUUUUGGCAAGCUUUGGCACGCCUCGUAGUGCUGUGGAUCCGCUGGCUUCGGCCGUGCGCGCCUACGUAGGAGAUGACAGUCAAUAGAAGAGUGGUAUUUGCGAAACCAGCUACUUUGACUAAAAUCCUUCUGGAAUCUGCCUUGCUCGUAUCCCAUCUAUGCAAGAUUUCAUCAUGGGCAGUGGCUAUUACAACAUAUUGGCUACCGUGUUGCUGGUCAUGAAUUUUGAGAGGACGAGACCAAUGCAGGAUUCUUGUAGCAAAUGCCCAGCAGGUACUUUCUGUGAGAAAAACAAGGAUCACAUCUGCAUUGCUUGCCCUUCAAAUAGUUUCUCCAGCACCAGUGGACAGAGGGCCUGUGACAUAUGCAGGCAGUGUGAAGGUGUUUUCAGGACCAAGAAAAUGUGUUCCCCCACCAGCAAUGCAGAGUGUGAGUGCAUCUCAGGAUUCCACUGCUUGGGGGAAAGAUGUACCAUGUGUGAGCAGGAUUGUAAACAAGGUCAAGAAUUAACCAAAGAAGGUUGUAAAGACUGCUGCUUUGGGACAUUUAAUGAUCAGAAACAUGGGACCUGUCGACCCUGGACAAACUGUUCGUUGGAUGGCAACUCUGUACUUGUGAACGGGACGAAGGAACGUGAUGUGCUCUGUGGACCAGCUUCGUCCAACUUCUUUCCACGUACAACCUCUGCCACCAUACCCGCCCCUGCAAGAGAUCCAGGUCCUACCUCCCAGAUCCUCGUCGUCUUCCUUGCGCUGAUGUCAGCUGCCGUGCUGUUCCUGGUGUUCUUUCUGGCACUCCGUUUCUCUAUUGUUAAACACAGCAGAAAGAAACUCCUGUAUUUAUUCAAACGACCGUUUAUGAGACCAGUACAAACCGCCCAAGAGGAAGAUGGCUGUAGCUGCCGAUUUCCAGAAGAAGAAGAAGGAGAAUGUGUUCACACUGUUCUGUGAAGCAGCCGCUGAGACUGUCUUGAGAAGAAUCAGCACAGAAACAUGAGUGAUCCCUCUAUCGUAGCUUUCUAAAUCGAAAAGACCAUCCUAGAUAAGACUCAGGAUUACCCCCCAAGUUUUCUCAGAAUGCUAACAGGUUGGCCUUUAAAAAAUGUAUCCCUUUUAAGUGGAUGUGUGGGACCGGGGCAUUUUCUAGAUAAUGUUUAAUAGCCUUGAGAUGCUUUCUUUUGUUUUCUUUCUUUCUUUCUUUUUUUUUUUUUUUUUUGAAUUCUAAAGAGACUUAUACUUCAAAUGAAAUCAUGUGGGCCAAUGGUCCAGCUAAAAUGAUAAUCAAAUUUAAUUCCGUUUUGUGUGUGUGUGUGUGUGUGUGUGCGCUAAUAGGACAAAAAGCCAUAAGAUGCAGGAAAUACCCCCAACCAAAUCUUCCUUUGGUUCAGACAUUCGACACAAUGAGCUCUACUAAUGUGAGGAGGGAAAUUAUGACAGGGCCCAAAUUUGAGGUCAAGGGCAAAAUAUCUCAGACCUUCAGGAAGAGUUUUGGAAAGAGUUCGGAUGUCUUUGCACAUCUUGUGGUCCCCUCCACCCUUGUGUCUUCUGCUUUGUGACUCUCCUCUCUGAGACAGGGUUUAUGUUUUGUUGUUGUUGUUGUUGUUUAAUGUUUUUUUUUUUAAUUUACUAGUGAAGUGUAAUUGACAAGCAAUGUUAUAUUCGUUUCCAGUGUAGAACAUAGUGGCUCAAUUCUGUACAUUACUCAAGCUGACCACAAUUAUAAGUGUAGUCCCAAUCUGUCACCAUAGGAUGUCAUUACAGUGUCAUUGACUGUACUCCCUGUGCUAUACUCGUCAUCCCUGUGCCUUAUUUAUUUUACAACUGGAAGUUUGUGUCUCUUGAGCCCCUUCAUCUGUUUUGCCCAUUAAAAAGAAUUGGCUUAUGUGUUAUUAAUUCUUAAAACCAUUAAACAUAAUAUUUGAUAUACUAAUCGAGGAAACGGGUAGGAAUGAACAAUUCUAGAAUGAACACCCGUGAGCCCGUAGCCCAACCAGGGUCCGAGAGCAGAAGUUGCCAGACCCCGAAGGACCAAAUCUGAGGCUUUGUAUGGCUUCUGAGCUAAACGUGAUUUUUACAUGUUUAAAUUGUGAAAAACAAAUCAAAAUAAGACUAAUAUCUCAUGACA